GGACGUCACCGACAGAAGGGUCAGAGGGCGACGGUGAGGUCAACGACCAGAGUGAGAGACUGGAGCAAGAAACGUUGGCAAUUGGACCCAACAUGGAGGGGUACGGCUACGAACACUUUGGGGUGGACGCAGAGCGGGACAGCCACCAGAUGGACUACCGGAGGAUCGUAGGGGACACUGAGCUACCCCGGCCCAGCUCCAACCCCAACUCCUCACCCCAAGACGGGGAUCACCUCUUCCGCCUCAGCCCCCAUGGGCAUGGGCACGGACACGGGCAUGGGCAUGAGACAGCCGCCCAGCGAUACAGCGCCACCCGCAUCCAGGCUGGCUUUGGCCCCGAGAGGUGAGUCAGACAAAGACAGAUUAUAUAUGGUUACUAGAGUAUUAUUUAGUGAAAUAAACUGCCAUCCAUUAGAAAAGAACAACAUAAGAGUGAAGGGCCAGGCAAAGUAGAUUUUUAACUGUGGACCUGACUUGUGCUGAAAUAAACUAAAGAAAAAAAGGGAGUAAACCAGAUUACAUUUACAUUUACGUCAUUUAGCAGACGCUCUUAUCCAGAGCGACUUGCAGUUAGUGAGUGCAUACAUUAUAUAUAUUUUUUAUACCCCCCGUGGGAAUCGAACCCACAAUCCUGCUCUACCAACUGAGCUACAUCCCUGCCGGCCAUUCCCUCCCCUACCCUGGACGACGCUGGGCCAAUUGUGCGCCGCCCCAUGGGUCACCCGGUCGCGGCCGGCUACGACAGAGCCUGGAUUCGAACCAGGAUCUCUAGUGGCACAGCUAGCACUGGCACACACAAAUAUAUUCAAUUUGUUUGGAGUGGACAAGAUAACAUUCUUCAACACAAAGCAAUACACUGAGUGUACAAAACAUUAGGAACACCUUCCUAAUAUUGAGUUGCACCCCCUUUUGCCCUCAGAACAGCCUCAAUUCGUCGGGGCAUGGACUCUACAAGGUGUCGAAAGCGUCCCACAGGGAUGCUGGCCUACGUUGACUCCAAUGCUUCCCACAAUUCUGUCAAGUUGGCUGGAUGUCCUUUGGGUGGUGGACCAUUCUUUAUACACACAGGAAACAGUUGAGUUUAAAAACCCAGCAGCGUUGCAGUUCUUGAGACACUCAAACCGGUGGCCUCGCACCUACUACCAUACCCCGUUCAAAGGUGCUUAAAUAUUUUGUCUUGCCCAUUCACCCUCUGAAUUGCACUCAUACAUAAUCAAUGUCUCAAUUGUCUCAAGGCUUGAAAAUCCAUCUUUAACCUGUCUCCUCCCCUUCAUCUACACUGAUUGAAGCAAAUGAAAUAGGUGACAUCAAUAAGGGAUCAUAGCUUUCACCUGGUCAGUCUAUGUCAUGGUAAGAGCAUAUGUUCCGAAUGUUUUGUAUACUGUGUAUAUUUGACUUGUGGGGCAUACAAGCUUUAGCAUUAGUUCCUCCCACUUCUUUUGACUACUUUUCAUAACUCUGCUUUCACCAUGGUUAAACUAUGUAAAUACAGCCUAUUGACUAGUAUCAGUUUACACUGCCACAUAGCCCUGUGUUUAGUCUGGCUUGCAAAUAACAAUGAAGUUAAAUCUCCUUGUUAGCCCAUAAUGAAGCUCUAGGAUGCCUGUGUCUUACUGUAUAUGGAAACAUGGUUUAUGGCGAGCCAUUCCGAGGGCGGCCCCUAAACAAAUUGAAAAGCUAUGAUUCAGUGGCUUACUCUGAUGCCAAAACAACAGAAACUGCCUCUUGAGUCCUCAAGGCUAUUUUCUGAGUGGCAGGUCCCACUUAUGCCGUGCAGCUAGGGCAGCAGGUGGAGACCUUAAGGGGAUCGGGUUUGAAUCAAUGCUUGAAAUAGCCACUGGCUGGGUAUAGAGGAAUCUCUGACCCAUAUUGUGGAUGACCCACAUUUAACGCGAUGAACUCACACACAGACACCGUAUCCCGCCAGAUCACCUUGGUACUUGUCAAGGCUGGGAAGGUCCUCUGUGCUUUCCUUAGUACUGCAGGAGGAGCUCCUAGAAUAGUGCCACAUGGAGAAUAGGCCAGGGGCCUAUAGCUUGGGCCAGACUGAGCCCAUAUACAGUCCCAUGAUAAGUGUACAUGGGGCGAAUACAAAUUCUGUCUUAAUGCAGGGUGGAUCACUAGUCACCAUUACAAAUGCAUUCGGUUUUAUUUGCUCUGAAUAUCUGUGUGUUGGUUUAGUGCACACAGUUACAACAGUCUCAUGCCAUUGCAUGCACAGGAUCAGGAGUGCAUGGGUUAGAAUUCCCCACUCUCCAGGAAACGUAAAGAUGCUGUGAGAAUGAAGAACAAAGCUUGCUUUAUUGCGACAUUGCUGGCGUGAUGGCAGGUUGCAAUUGUCUGUCAGGGACUACUGUCAGCCACUGAUGGUGUUGACGGCUUGGUGACAAGAGCUGUGUGCUGUCCGUCCUCCUUUUACAAAAGUGUGUGUUUGUGAGGGAGUUCCACUUCAUCUGUGUGUGUGCGUGUGUGCAAGAGAGAGAGAGAAGGUAGACUAGGAGUCUGAGUGUUUAUUGAGUGUGUGUGUGUGUGUUUAUGUUACUAAUUUUGGCUAAUGGAGGAAGCCCAUUAUCCCUUCCAUCUUAUCAUAAACACUGGACUUUUCUCUUCAAAGCCUAGAAGUUUCAAUCUGAGCUUUACAACGCUCCUCUUUGGCAUGACUUUGCCCUUUAGCAAGAUGGCAUCUAGUGUUAUAGUGGAGAACGCUCCAUUUCCCAACCCACAACCAUCACAGAAAUGGGCGAGUGGAACUGUUCGGUACGCAAUGCUUGUAGAUUCACAGGUCAACAUACAAUACAAUAGGCCAGGCCUACAGUGAAUUCAGUCUGAUUUUCCCAAAUCUGUCAGCUUGAACGCCAAUGGUCUAUUGGCUUUUCUGCUUUUAUUAUCUGACAGUUUUAAACAGUCUGUUCUAUAUGUGAAAGUGAAAGUCUGAGACCAUGAUACAUAAGAUAAGAGGGAGGGUAUGAGGUUCAAUUAUGGUCAAUGUGUAGCCUCACCUACUAUAAAUGUUUAAAACAUUAUCUAUGCUACUUAAGGAGGUAUGUAGCCUGGCUGGCUCUACUGAUCAGUUGAGAUCAAUCUAGACUAGAGAAUGCCACUGUUACUAAUUUAGUAACUAGUUGCAUGUGACUUAUAAAUCUGACAGUAGUGCUGUUCAAUUUAAUGCCCCCAAACUUUGCACCUCACUGAACCAUCUGAGAAUAGUUGAUGUGUGAGUUUUGGAAAAAUACAAAAGUCACAUUAGAUUGAUAAGUAGAUAAGCAUUAUAAAAGUAGAUUACUACACAUUUGAAUGAUUACGAUUCUUGCUUGAUCCUGAUAAUAGAAGCCCAAGGACUAAUAUUCCAAAAACAGAUGGUAGGAGGCUUGGGCCUGCUGCCUAUGUGGUUAUUUGUGGGUUAUAAAAUGAUAAUAUACGGACAUUGGGACUGUCAGACUAUAGUGCAGAUUUCCCUGAAUAGCCUAAAUGCAUGAUUUUCUCCUCUAAAAUAUGUAUGGUCUGCACUCUGCAGUGCAGAUAUUAGGUAUAUUACAUAAAUUACACGGACAUAACAAUCUCACAAACCUGCAAAAUCUGUAAUUGAGUUGAGGAUUUUACCCUCAUGUUUUCGAAUUCAACGAGGGCCCCACGUGGGAGGAGAGGGGAUGUGACGCAUCCAUUUUCGAUGCUUUUGAAAAAAUAUUUUUCUUCAUACCGCGGAUACACUGUAGCAGCGACAGGCUAUCAAAUUUGGACCAGCCUCGCAUCAUCACUUGAGUUUGUAGUAGGGAACUAAUUCAUUUGGGGUGGUUCCCUCCACGAUAGAGAAAGCACACUUUGCUUCCGCUCAUUUUGGACUUGCUAGCUAGCUACAGCUGGAAAGUUCACAUUUCCGAACAUCUUCAACGUGGUCAGAUUCAAGAGGUAGAAAACGGGUUGGAAUAGAUUUUUGGUUUCACAUUUUCUUAACGUAACUAAUAUUAGGGAACUGUAAAUACGACUAAGAGCGUGGUGAGGUGGCUAAUGGCAUAUAAUACAGAUCAUCUUCAGUAAUGAGUUGAAACAUGUUAGCUAGCCGGCUACCGUUAGCUGACACAUGCUCCUGCUGAAUAGCGCACGCACUCUGAUCAUUUUGACCUGCGUUGGCAAGGAAUUAGAUGGCUAAUAUAUAGUGCAGCUAUUAUGACAAAAUACAUUGCAAACGAUAUCAUGCUAAAGACAAAUGAUAUGAUGGAUGGAAAACUAUAAAUACUUAGGCUGAUUACAGUUGGCUAGAUUCGUCAUGAAUAGUUAAUAUAGGCAGGUUUUAUUCUCCCCGCAUGUGUUGUGUGCUCGAGGCAUUGUUAGGUGCUCAACCGUACAGUAGCCUGUUAGUAAGAGCUAGCUACGGUAUUGGCAGGCAUUACCCACCGCUGCCUUUCAGCAGCUAUCCAGAACACUGUGUAGGUAGUCUGGAUAAAUAUGUGCUCGAAGGAAAUGUUUUUGCUUAACGUGUCAUUGAUUAACAUGACAUUACUUUUUAGCUCAUAGUGUCGCUUGAUGGGUGUUUUGUUUGCAUGGACAGCCACCACAAGCAAUAGAGAGAACGUUAGUGUGCUCACUUUUCCUGGUGUUUAUCAAAUCUUAGGUCACCCAGACAGUAAAUUGUUUUAAAAAAUAAUAUAUAUAUAUAUAUAUAUAUAUAUAUAUAUAUAAAUCAAACACCGACAUUUUUUUCAAGCAACGUGUUUUAUUUAAACAUGUAGCUAACGUUAGUGCUGCUGCUAUUUUUGGCAUGGAUAUUUACACAACAGUACAUGAAAGGGUUAAUUUCGUAAGGCUAUAUUUUGCCAGCAUUCCCCCUCUAAUAGAAAACAUUCUUAUAAAUGUUAGUGGGUCAUCCACAUUUUGAAAUCACAUAGUCAUUAGUACUCAGCGAUUUGUGCUUUUGAGGUCGGUUCGGUUUCAGUUUUAUUAUAAUUGUGUUUGUUUUCGAUUUCGGGUUCGAUAGUAAAAAAAAUUAUAAAUGCAUUCUGUGGGUUGAAUGCUGUGUCACAGAAUAACACGUUUAAUACAAUUCCCAUGAUGGUAGUGACUGCCGAUUACUGCUUAUCACUUAUUAACCAUAAUUUAUUCACAUUACUUUAGUUACUUAAGUUUUGUAUAUUACAUUUGUUUUAUUUGAUGACUUUAUUAUUUAAUUCUAAGUCAUCAUCUCUAUAGAGCUGCUGUCUGACAAAAUCACUAUUUUAGUAGUUCUUCAAUGUAAACAAGGCAUACUUUUAUGACUGCUGAAUACCAACUAUCAAUCAGUUAGAUCAUGUAUUUUCAGUUAGAGAUACACUAUAUAUACAAAAGUAUUAGUGGAUUCAGAUAUUUCAGCCACACCCGUUGUUGACAGGUGUAUAAAAUCGAGCACACAGCCAUGAUAAUCCAUAGACAAACAUUGGCAGUAGAAUGGCCUUAAUGAAGAGCUCAGUGACUUUCAACGUGGCACCUUCAUAGGAUGCCACCUUUCCAACAAGUCAGUUCGUCAAGUUUCUGCCCUGCUAAAGCUGCCCCGGUCAACUGUAAGUGCUGUUAUUGUGAAGUGGAAACGUCUAGGAACAACAACGGCUCAGCCGUGAAAUGGUAGGCCACACAAGCUCACAGAACGGGACUGCUGAAGUGCAUAGCGAAUAAAAAUUGUCUGUCCUCGAUACAACACACCCUACCGAGUUCCAAACUGCCUCUGGAAGCAAUGUCAGCACAAGAACUGUUCGUCAGGGAGAUUCAUGAAAUGGGUUUCCAUGGCCGAGCAGCCGCACACAAGCCUAAGAUCACCAUGCGCAAUGCUAAGUGUCGGCUGGAGUGGUGUAAAGCUUGCCGCCAUUGGACUCUGGAGCAGUGGAAACAUGUUUUCUGGAGUGAUGAAUCAUGCUUCACCAUCUGGCAGUCCGACUGACGAAUCUGGAUUUGGCAGAUGCCAGGAGAAGGCUACCUGCCCGAAUGCAUAGUGCCAACUGUAAAGUUUGGUGGAGGAGGAAUAAUGGUCUGGGGCUGUUUGUCAUGAGUGGAGGCUGUUAUAGCAGCAAAGGGGGGGGGUGGGGGGGGCAACAUCCAUAACUUAACUGCUCCCAUGCUGUUUGAUUUGUAGAGGUAAAAAAGAUGGUUGAUGCAGAAAUGGUUGGUCCCCGUAAACUAUUUGGCCAUGUGGGAUGUACUUACUACAAGUCAAACGUCGCUACUCGCUUCAAUCGCCUGUUUACAUUGUCUAUUUAGCAGACGCUCUUAUCCAGAGCGACUUACAGUUAGUGAGUGCAUACAUUAUUAUUAUAUAUAUUUUUUUUCAUACUGGCCCCCUGUGGGAAUUGAACCCACAACCCUGGCGUUGCAAACGCCAUGCUCUACCAACUGAGCUACAUCCCUGCCGGCCAUUCCCUCCCCUACCCUGGACGACGCUGGGCCAAUUCUGCGCCGCCUCAUGGGUCUCCCGGUCGCGGCCGGCUACAACAGAGCCUGGAUGAACGUAGUGCCUCGUUUAAUACAGUCCCGUGUAGUUGGUAGAGCAUGGCGCUUGCAACGCCAGGGUUGCGGGUUCGAUUCCCACGGGGGGCCAGUAUGUAAAAUGUAUGCACUCACUAACUGUAAGUCGCUCUGGAUAGGAGCGUCUGCUAAAUGACUAAAAUGUAAAUGUGAAAUGUUUAACAAACGAAAAAUAACUGACGUUUGGGUUAAUUACUCAGCACUAAUAGUCAUUCACAGGCUCAAAGCGUCGUCACCCUUUAACCUUUAAUCUGUUUAUGGCUAAUUAUAUUUGAAAAUGCAUCGAAUGUUACACUUUAUGAAGCGAUGGCUACAAUCUAAUGCCAGCUUGUCAUCCUUUUCAUUUGACAGCAUGGCUGAUUACCUGAUCAGUGGUGGUACUGGCUACGUCCCAGAAGAUGGACUCUCCGCACAACAGCUUUUCUCCGUCGGAGACGGUCUCACUUACAAGUAAGUUCAGUUCAACCACAAUACAAAUGCCAAAUAGAACCGUGUUGUUCAAGUAAGCUCUCGAACUGUCCAAAACUAAGCGCAAGCGAUGAUGGACGAGAUACGGGCGGCUCAUUGUAAUGACGGCCAACACGUUUUGAAUCGCAGAUCUGCUCAACAACAGUCUGUUGUCGCCGACGGUCAAACGGCAGAAGAGCUAUGCUCUAAAGGCGACGGGUUGACUUACAAGUGAGUAAAACGGUUGACUUUUCAACCAUUUUGACACUAUAUAUACUAUACUGUAAAAUCCUCUUGUCUCUCCAAAUGAUGAGUUCAUAUAGGGGAAGCAAAUGGUUGUCCCAUAAAAAUAACUUGUUGAUGAAUUUGGCCAAAGUAAACAACCACAGUCGCCACCAAUUGUAUUAUUUAAUUGAGUUUUUAGCUGGCUGAGAAAAACACUGAUCUAUAUGGAUGAAUGAGUAGGACAGGGGUGGUGGGGGUUGAUUGCUUAACCUGAUCUGCACCAUAGGAUGAUAUUUGCUUCCGGUAAUGAUAUGACUGCAUCUUUAACUGCUCCGAAGAAUCAUAGUGCAUGAACUGCUAUUUGAUUCUUUGAGACACUCAAUCACUAUCUAAUCUAUCUAGUAAUGAAAUCUGACUGCACUCAUAUCCUAAGGCGAUGCCCUUUCUUCAUCUGCUCUACAUAACUUUUGAAGAUGAACUCAUCACUCAUUUCAUAUUGUCUUGAAUAUCCCUCAAUUCACUUUCACUCUGUGUAAAACUAACUUGAUUUCAACAAGCAAAGCAUUGGGCUGCCCCAAGAUGACAGAUGGUCAUAUUGGUCAUUGCAUUGGAAUGUUACCACAGCGAGCCACUUCACUAAUUUCGCCCCUUUGCCCAAGACUGUUGGCCAAAACCCUGUGCAUCGUUUUGCAUCUUAAACAUACCUCUGGCUAGAGGACUUGACAAAAACUGCUAUAAAAUGCUUUCAGCGCCUACUUGUUAAAAUAGAGUAACAUUCACAUCCUUGUGUUGAUGUUGUAGCCUAUGUCUUCUGACUAUAUAUGGUUCCGUCCCAAAUGGUACCCUGUGCCCUACAUAGUGCAUUACUUUUAACCAUAGGAAAUAGGGUGCCAUUUUGUACAUAAUUGAUGUUACAGAUUAAAUGGAUACCCUAGGGCGUCCCGAGUGGCGCAGCAGUCUAAGGCACUGCAUCGCAGUGCUUGAGGCGUCACUUAGGCCCUGGGUUCGAUCCCAGGCUGUCACAGCCGGCUUUGACCAGGAGACCCAUGAGGCAGAGCACAAUUGGCCCAGCGUCGUCCCGGGUAAGGGACGGUUUGGGCGGCCGGGAUUUCCUUUUCCCGUCAUGCUCUGGCGACUCCUUGUGGUGGGCCGGGUGCCUGCAAGCUGACUUCGGUCGUCAGUUGGACAGUGUUUCCUCCGACACAUUGGUGCGGCUGGCUUCCGGGUUAAGCAAGCAGUGUGUCAAGAAGCAGUGCGGCUUUGCAGGGUCGUGUUUUUGAGGACGCAUGGCUCUCAACCUUCGCCUCUCCCGAGUCCGUAGGGGAGUUGCAGCGAUGAGAUGACUGUAACUACCAAUUGGAAAUCACGAAAUUGGGGCAAGAAAAGGGGGUAAAAAUCAUAAUUUAAUGGAUACCCUGUUCAUUCUAAACUGGUUAUGCACCCUCUGUGAGACAACCAAUAUUUAGACAACAAGCAGAUACAACUCAACCAUUUGUUUCUUACAGUUUGGGAAGACCAUGUUAUUUUGUCUUAUCCUGGGUAGGUGGUAGUUGGUUUUGAUUGAAUUGGGGCUUCAAGUCAUGGGCUAGUUUAUGAAAACAGUUUUUAGCUUUAUCUAUCCAUCCUAUUGAAUCAAUCAGGUUAUAGGUGGUUAAGAGCGCUAAGCCAGUAACCGAAAGGACGCUGGUUCGAACCUGAGCGGACUAGGUGAAAAACCUUCAAUGUGCCCUUGAGCAAGGCAUUUAACCGUAAUUGCUCCUGUAAGUUGUGCUGGGAAAGCGCGUCUGCUAAAUUUACUAAAUGUUAGGUUCACAGACUUAUCAACAUCCACACAAUAAGGGUAUUCACUAUUUAGACUACACAUUUGAAUGGAGAGUUAGUCCCAGUUCACAGGGGUUAAUUGAGAAGGCAAUGUACGUGUGUGUGAUACCGGAGCGUCACUCCUUAAUGAAGCGCGUCCUCCUUGAAGGCAAGGCAGAGCACAUGACUAGCCCGAGGUACUGUCAUGUGAGCGUCUCGGAGGACGGCAUUAGAGGAAGUGAGGAUGCCCUCAUUAGCACCACAUCUGGGCCCAUAUUACCUGUAUCAUACAGCUGUGUCUCCACCAUGGCAACCUCAGACAAAUGCCUCACAAACCUGGCAACCCAGGACGGUAGCGACAGUGGCUCAGUCUCAAUUAGUCUUUCCCUAUAUCCUCGGCUCCUUUUUAACCGUAUUAAAGGAGAAGGUCCAAAGUCACUCCACUCAGACCUUCUUCUCCAAUGUGUUUUGAGAAGGAGGCGAGGGAGCAGAUGCAAGGAAUCGAAGGCAAGAUACAUUGAGAAAGAGCCAGUGAGAAUACAUCUGGCUAAGGCCUACUGGCUGUGAGGUGUUUGCUCACCUGUUGCUGCUGUAAUCUGGCAGGCUUACUGCUGGCUUGUCCACACCAAAACACCCUGGACCUGAAUACACGCUCCCUUAUGAAAGGGUUCACCAGGGUGAGCUGAGAUGUUCUGUCGGUGUCUCAAGGCCAUUUCACCAAGCAGGAUCAAUAUUCUUUCAGCAACUCAACAUUUUCUAGUACAGCAGACGACUCUGCUGCAUGACAUUAUCAUAUAUUAUCUCUGUCGUAAAGAAUUAAUGAAUGCAGUCAUUUUCUGUCAAUGGCUUCAUAGGAUGAUUCCAUGAUGAUGCUGUCUUAUGAUCACAGCCACCUAAUCAUCCUGUGCUUCUAAUUAGCCCCAUUCAACCCACUCACCUCCAACACAAUUCUCCCCCAGGACAUUGGUGUAGAAGACAAUGUAUUUUCAAUCCACUUACAUGGCAAAGGGACGAUAAAUGAAAAGAUUACAAUCUUGACAUGAUUAUGCAUGUAUAGUGCACUGCCUUUGCAGAAGUGUAGCCUAGAACAACAUUAUGUAGUCGUGUUAUCCAGGCUUGUGUCAAAAAUAAUCUUGCAUGAAAUGAACACAAGUCAAAUCACACCCAGUAUUACUAAGGCCUGCAACUUUUGGUGUUUUAAUACAGAAAUGUCAUGCAAUAGAUACAGUACCAGUCAAAAGUUUGGACACACCUGUCAUCAAGCAAUGGGUUGCUACUUUGAAGAAUCUAAAAUAUAUUUGUUUUGGUUACUACAUGAUUCCAUAUGUGUUAUUUCAUAGUUUUGAUGUCUUCACUAUUAUUCUACAAUGUAGAAAAUAAUAAAAAUAAAGAAAAACCCUGGAAUGAGUAGGUGUGUCCAAAUGUAUGACUGGUACUGUAUGUAGACAUUAAUACUAUGCAAGAAUAGACAGGUAGGUGCACUCUAAAUCAGAUCUACCCACUUUCUCUACUUAGUGGUUCAAGGGUCAUAAUAAUGUCUAACUCAGGCAGUUUGUCGUUGUCUGCAGCGCUGGUGUGGCCGAAUGCAUUUGUCCACAUUCAACAUUCGAAUGCAAACCAUAUUCAAAGGUAGCCAGUGUUGUCUUUGUUAUUUAAAAACCUAAUGUUUCACGCGUGCCAAGUCUAGCUCUAGUUAGUUCUUCUCGAAUGCCGUGUCUCUGUCGGAGAUACCAGUAUAUAUGGAGACUAAUCGUUUACUCCUGUGGACAAAACAUGAAGUUGAACCUGGAUGAAAACAAUUGCAUUGCUUUUAGGUGGAGUGCCAUCUCCACAAGGGAAGUCCUAAUCAAGGUCUUACUCAUCAAGAUCCCAUUUUACACACAUGUUUUACGUUACAUUCUGGGUGAACUUGGCUUAAAGGUUAAGUAUAAGUUACAGGUUAAGUAUAGGUUACAGGUUGACCACUGUAACUUGUAUUCUGUAGUGGAAAUUCUAAAUAAAUAAAAUGACUGCUUAUCAACUGAUCAAGUGACACUUUUUACCAUAUGGCUCAUGCUGGUUAGGGGUAGGUCUGGCUAGAGAGAGCUGAUCCAGAAUCAGUGGUUGCCUUAAAUGCUGGCAGAUGUUUUCCCCUCUGCCUCUUUGUCUCUGACUGUGUUGAUGUUUGUGAGGUGUCUGGAGGGUGCAGGCGCACCCCUCCCUGUCCCAUUUGGUGGACUUAUUUUAGGCCCGAUCUUCUCACCCACACAGGCGGAGGAGACAGGAGAAUGGUCUCGACGGAUGAUAAAGGACAGGGGGCCAUUCUCGCUCUCUCUUUUAGUUUUUUGCUCGCUCGCUACUCCCGUUCUAUCUGACUUAGAGCUGUUCUCUCCUGCUCUCCCCCAUCUUAUUCUGGUUUUCACUUUUCCCCCAUCUCUCUCUGUCACAGACAAAUACUCACUUAUUAGUCUCUCUACAGUCUGUUCUCACACCCAUCUGCCAAACCACCAGAUCCACCCAUCUGUGAAAAACACACAUCAUCCUCCUCUCUCUCCGUCUGUCUCGUUCGCUCUCUCCCGCUCCCUCUCUGCCAGUCAUUGUGUCCAUUCAGUCUAAGAAAUGAAGUUAAACCCCAGAUGCUUUUGCAAAGUACUGGACUGUUAGGGUGAGACAGUGUUUAUUUUUUUUUAGACUAGAGUACAAGGCAAAGAAAAGGGGCAGCUUGGUCAGCCAUCACUAGAGGGCCAAUUUAUGAACAUACAUUUUUUUGCCAUUGAAACACUCAUUCAAAAAAACAUAUGCCUUGUUUGAUACCACAAAGGAAUGGAUACUGACAUUUUCUCUUAGUUCUUAAAGCAAACUGACUUGUAGUUUAGUUUAUUCAAAUUUACAUCAAAGGCAACAUUUCGGCGCAGACUCCUCAACCAUUGCGAGAACUAGUUUUCCCUAUAUCGUUACCAAGCUCGGUCGAAGUGGUAGUCCGAGGGGCUGAUUGGCACAUAUUCCCUUUUUGGCUUUCAACACUUCCUGCUUUGGACCCAACUCCAACAUGGUGGAGGUGCUUGUAAACGUUGAAAUUGGGUGGAAAAAAGGGUGAAGGAUGGGGGCCUUUUUAUUUAAAAAAUGUAUAGGCCACUUCUGACCCACUGUCACUAGUUGUCUGGCAGUUGCAUUGCACUGCACUGUGGGUCUUGUAGUACUCUUGUCUUAAGCCAUCUUUCUUUAGCCAUGACAACAUGUGAACCUUGACCCCUGACCUCUUGUUCUGUCUGUCUUUCAGCGACUUCCUGAUUCUGCCGGGCUUCAUUGAUUUUACCUCAGACGAAGUGGUGAGUAGUCCUCUCUUCUCCUCUAUGACUGUCAGACAUUCCAGAAAGCUAAGACAAUUCAAUGUGGGUUUUGAGCGACAGACUACCCGUCAACCUACCUUCAGCCUACUGUUCUGUUCAUGGGCUCAAUUCCAUUUUGUUCUGAGACCCUCUUCCCUAGCCCAUUCCUCUUCAGUGUUCGCCUAUAGAGUAAUGGGUAGGUGCAAGCCAUAUGAUGAAGGCUGCUCUUAGCCUGUUGGAGAACUGGAUAGUGAACACCAAUCUGGUUCUUCCAGAUCUCUGAACACUACAGGUAUAAUGACUAGGGGUCAAAAUGGAAGUCCCUUAGACUCUUGCACCAAGUGGGAGCAGUAAAGCUUCCUACUCAUUCCUUACUAUUUCAGCAGACACUCCUUGCCACAUCCGAAACCAAAGCCUUUUUACAGUACACUGUGUCCACACAGAUGCACGAACAACCCUCUGCAUUCAAAGCCAAAACCUCAUUCUGUAAUUGCAGCUUUUCCUAAAAUAAUUUUUUGCUCUCAGCUUCCUUCGUCAUCCCUAACCUCCUAGCCACCCUAUUUUUACCAAGAUGGCCUCCCACGCCUGGUCUCUCUCUGUCUGUGUUUAUGGUUGUGCCUGGUUGGUUGGUUGCUCACUCUUCUCUCUCAGGGGAUGACGUGAGCGUUAAUCUCAGGCUUUAUGUGAAAUCCCCCUGCCCUUCUCGCUUGUCCAUCAGGGUUUUUUCAUCUAAUUGACAUCUCUAAUCACCAGUUUUUUCAAAUAAAAUCCAGACUAGAACACAGCUCUUGUUGCUGUGGAAGGCGCCUGUCUGCGUUGUUGCUGUGGCGUUGUGGGUUGUCUCCAUAGGGUUGUAGUCUGGCCUAUUUUCUUGACGGUUAGGAAGCGGAUUCACACUGAUAACUUGGACGAGCCUGUGUUUGCCUCAGUCUCAACUGAAUACAGUCAAAGUUCAUGCAAUAAUGUUUGUUCAGACUGUAGUCUAAAAUAGAUUUCUCCCCCUCCCUUCCGCACAGGGAUGUUUUAUAAGUGUGAGGUGGGCCUCCGUUUGGUGUUGCAAUGGGGAAAUUAUUCAAAUCAAAUCAAAUUUUGGGAAAUUGGGGAAAUUAUUGUUGGUCACACCAUGUGCAGAGGUGGUCUCUCAAUUUUAAAGGUUAGCCCUUUGUAGAAUGUAGCAGGGUAGUGCAGUUGAGCUGCCAAAGUGUCCAGUCAUUUCAGAAACACAACAGUCAGUCUCGGUACGAUAUGGCAGUUUACAUUUGCCACAGAUAAGGGAGGAAAGCUCUUGACGUUAGUCAUUGAAAGCAUGCUUGGACCAAAAGCUGUAAUUUUCCAAACCACAUAGGACAAACGGGCUUGUUGGUGCAUGUCUGCACCCUAGUGGACAACUGCGAAAGCAACCUUUACCAUUACAAGCAAUGCUGGCCAAGGUUCUCUUUUCUUCAUGAAGUAAAUUACCUACACUCUGUAUUAGAAAUGAAACGAUAUUGAGUAUAUUUCCUCAGUGUGGACAUUUACACUCACUGCAACACUCUAAUAUUAUCUAGUGUGCUGGUUGCAUUUUGAAUGACUUAUUUCCUGAACAUUUAGUGGGUUAUUGAGCCAAGAUGUCCUCCUUCCUCUCUCUACCAGGACCUGACCUCUGCCCUGACCAGGAAGAUCACCCUGAAGACGCCUCUCAUCUCCUCCCCCAUGGACACAGUCACAGAGUCAUCGAUGGCCAUCGCCAUGGCGGUAAGACCUUGCCGCCUGACACGCGAGCCAGUAAAAAAAUUAAUGUAUAUAAUAAAUAAAAAGUGUCCACUAAGCUAGAAAUUAUUGUGCGCUUUCCACAUCAGUCACAUCCAAAGUGUGUUUUGUUGCUGGGGGAAAAAAGUACCAUAAACAGUAUUGCGGCUCCCAAAAGUGAUUUCUACUUGUCGGGGUGUUUUUUAAUGCCUUUAGCUCAUGGGAGGCAUCGGCCUCAUCCACCACAACUGCACUCCUGAAUUCCAAGCCAACGAGGUCCGCAAGGUUAAGGUAAGACCCCAUAAACACCUAUGAAAACAUUCUGCCUACUUAAUAUUUACCUUUUAUGGUCUGUCAAGUCAUAUACCUUUGUAGUUAACCGCAUAUAGUCAUGUAUUUACUUGCAUAAUUUUAAGUUGAUUGGUAUUAAUUAAUUUAUCAGCUAUUGGGUUGCAGUGCACCUAUGCCCGUGAUAGUGUAUUAACCAGUAUAUUUGCUGUUUGUCCAGAGGUUUGAGCAGGGCUUUAUCACAGACCCUCUUGUGAUGAGCCCGCGUCACACAGUGGGGGACGUGUUCGAGGCCAAGACACGCCACGGCUUCUCUGGCAUCCCCGUCACCGAGACUGGCAAGAUGGGCAGCAAGCUGGUGGGCAUCGUCACCUCCAGAGACAUCGACUUCCUCUCCGAGAAAGACCACAGCCGACCGCUGGAGGAGGCCAUGACUAAGAGGGAGGAGCUAGUGGUGGCCCCAGCCGGUGUCACCCUGAAAGAGGCUAACGACAUUCUACAGCGAAGCAAGAAAGGUGAGCCAGUCGGUACAGUCUGUCUAGGAGGCUAUUGUCGCCUGUUUUCUGGUACAGUGUUCUAUUGUAUAAUCCUCUACUUAUUAUUGAUUUGAUGUUCUUUGGUUUGCUGUACAAUGUCAUUUAUGAAACCACCUGUUUUAGGUUAUGUGGCAGAAUUACUUGGUCACCUGCUUUGGUUUGCUGUACAAUGUCAUUUAUGAAACCACCUGUUUGAGGUUAUGUGGCAGAAUGACUUGGUCACCUGCUUUGGUUUGCUUUACAAGGUCAUUUAUGAAACCACCUGUUUGAGGUUAUGUGGCAGAAUUACUUGGUCACCUGCUUUGGUUUGCUGUACAAGGUCAUUUAUGAAACCACCUGUUUGAGGUUAUGGGGCAGAAUUACUUGGUCACCAAAAUCUCUUUCUCCACCCCUCUCCUCCCACCAGGCAAGCUGCCCAUUGUGAACGACAGUGAUGAGCUGGUGGCCAUCAUCGCCAGAACAGACCUGAAGAAGAACAGGGAUUACCCCCUGGCCUCUAAAGACUCUCGCAAACAGCUGCUGUGCGGAGCCGCCAUUGGCACCAGGGACGACGACAAGUACAGACUGGACCUGCUGAUGCAGGCUGGGGUCGACGUGGUCGUACUGGUGGGUUCGGGGAUUGAGGUUGGGGUACGGUUGGGGUUAUGGUUAGGAUUCAGAUGGGGUUUAGGUUGGGAUCCGGUUGUGAUUGGGGUAGGUGGGACGGUUGGGUUAGGGGUUGACCUGUUCAUGCAGUUUAGGUGGACAUGGUGGUUAUGGUCGAGUUACAGUUGGGUUACAGUUCUAAAUAGCGGUAGACCACAUGGUACUGCAGUGCAGACAUGAAUUGUUUUCUCUCUCUGUUUCUGCAGGAUUCCUCACAGGGCAACUCUGUGUAUCAGGUCAACAUGAUCAACUACAUCAAACAGAAGUACAGCGAGCUGCAGGUGGUGGGAGGGAACGGUGAGAGAGUGUGGAGCGCUGGGAAAGGAUUUAUCACUAAAUGGCAAUUCCACCCAUCCAGUUGUUGUAGAUCUUUGAGGGGCUAUCAAGAUCAGUCUUGGGAAAUGUUGUUUAUUCAAUUGAACGUCUGUGGAAAAAUACAGUAGACACUUACACGCUACACCUUUAUUUUCCUGCAUCCUGAUGAUGUGGUCCUCUGUAGCUCAAUUGGUAGAGCAUGGCGCUUGUAACGCCAAGGUAGUGGGUUCGAUCCCCGGGACCAGCCAUACGUAAAAAUGCGACUGUUAGUCGCUUUGGAUAAAAGCGUCUGCUAAAUGGCAUAUUAUAUUAUAAGUUGUGUGUUGUCUCUUGUAGUGGUGACGGCGGCUCAGGCCAAGAACCUGAUCGAUGCAGGAGUGGAUGCUCUGAGAGUGGGCAUGGGCUGUGGCUCCAUCUGCAUCACCCAGGAAGGUAGUGACCCCACCUCCACACCCUGAUACUAUCAAUGUUACAGGAUCAAUUCCAAUCUGAAUGCAAGAGAGGAUUGUUGGUGGAUUUGAUUUGAAUCCACUUGCAGAAUUGACUGAGUUAAAAUGGAAUUGACCCAACCCUGAAUGCUACACCUUGAGUGCAAUGUGCUAUUGGAAUUGUAGUAUUGCGACUAAAUCUUAUGAUAUGAGUGUAGUGAUAUUAAAUAGAAAUGUGAAAAUAUGCAUAGGAUUCCAUCUACCCAUAGUAGCUGGCUUUGGAUCAGUUCUAAUUUAAGGUCAACCACUGAAGCUACACAGCAAAACUGGAGAAAGAUCAGAGCAGCGAGUAACUAACCAAGAUGCUACACUGGUUGCUAGUCUGUGUUGUCGUGGUGAUUUAUGAAGGCUCUGCUCUCGGUUACCAUGGCGAUGACUUUCUCCACAGCAUUAUGUUCAGCAAACGUUUUCAAACGCAAUACAAACAUACUUAUUGGAAGAACUUAGACAUAUUCAAUUAUUACAUUUUUUAAGUGAACACAUCGAUUCUGAUAAUACUACUUCUGUAAAAAAUCCAUCCAUCGUGCACAACCGAACAUCGCCUGACUACACCUGUCAUAGGAUAUGAUAUGAUGCAUUUCCUGUCUCCGUCUCCUGUAGUGAUGGCGUGCGGGCGGCCUCAGGGCACUUCGGUAUAUAAGGUGGCAGAGUAUGCUAGACGUUUCGGUGUGCCAGUCAUCGCCGACGGGGGCAUUCAGACCGUGGGCCACGUGGUCAAGGCUCUCUCACUCGGGGCAUCGACAGGUACCUUUCAUUCACUUAUUAAUUAAUUCACUCUUUCAUAGUCAUUCAUUCAUUCUCUUUCAUUUUCAUGCAUACAUUGUCAUUCAUGCUUCCAUUGUCAUUUAUUCACUCACUCACUCAUUCAUUCAUUAACUUACUCCUUCAUUCACCCCUUUAUAACAUGCAGUAGAUCCAUGUGGUUCAUUACAUAGGCUAGCAUAGGUCUAUAUCAGGGCUGUUCAUCUCCGGUCCUGGAGGGUCCAAACACUUCUGGUUUUCAUCCUCUCCUUCUAAUCAGGGACUAAUCCAGACCUGGGACACCAGGUGAGUGCAAUUAACUACCAGGUAGAAACAGAAACCAGAAGUGUUUCAGCCCUCCAGGACCAGAAUUGAACAGCCCUGGUCUAUAGUCUUACAGUAUCUUGAUAAUGUCUUUACAUUAGUUUUCUGUUCAGCACUGUUGAACUCAUGUAUAUUCCUCUAAUUCAUUCAUAGCUGAUUGCUGGUAAUCAAAGCUAAUGUGAAGAUAUCGAUGUAACAAAACACUAGCUGUACCGAGAAUUAGUUGGAGAAAUGCUUACCAACCAAUGACCUUGAGUUAUGACCUGUUCCGCCCCUCCCCAGUGAUGAUGGGCUCAUUGCUAGCGGCGACCACGGAGACUCCGGGGGAGUACUUCUUCUCGGACGGCGUGCGACUGAAGAAGUACCGUGGCAUGGGCUCUCUGGACGCCAUGGAGAAGAGCACCAGCAGCCAGAAACGCUACUUCAGGUAGGGAGGACAUCCCACACUAGUGCUGCAUCCCAAAUGGCACCCUAUUCCCUGGCCUAAUAUAGUGCACUACUUCUGACCAGGGGCCAUAGGGAAUAGGGUGCCAUUUGGGGUGUUGAUUAACUCUUGAUCAAACACGACUAGAAUUCAUAGGAGGGUUGAAAUGAAGACCAGGUAAUCUGAAUGAAGACAGUUGCUGUUAAUCGCUGAAUAAUCAAAUUAAUAUUUUGUUGAUGUUCGAGUCUGAUUAUAUACAUGUAUUCAUUGGUUUGUCCUUAAUUCAGACGGUUCACAUUGUGAUACAAUAUGUCAUAUGUAAGGGAUUUUCCCAAAACAAAUGAUGCCAAUAUUCCUGGGUUUAAGCUGUCUGACUGCUCUCAGUGCUCUGGUUGGAGAAUUUUCCUGUCCCAUCAGCAGUGUCUAAACUGUCUCUGUGUUCCGUCUGGCUGAUUCCACAGCAGUGUCUAACCAGUCUCCUCUGUGUUCUGACUGGCUGAUUCCACAGCAGUGUCUAACCAGUCUCCUCUGUGUUCCGUCUGGCUGAUUCCACAGCAGUGUCUAACCAGUCUCCUCUGUGUUCCGUCUGGCUGAUUCCACAGCAGUGUCUAACCAGUCUCCUCUGUGUUCCGUCUGGCUGAUUCCACAGCAGUGUCUAACCAGUCUCCUCUGUGUUCUGACUGGCUGAUUCCACAGCAGUGUCUAACCAGUCUCCUCUGUGUUCUGACUGGCUGAUUCCACAGCAGUGUCUAACCAGUCUCCUCUGUGUUCCGUCUGGCUGAUUCCACAGCAGUGUCUAACCAGUCUCCUCUGUGUUCCGUCUGGCUGAUUCCAUCAGCAGUGUCUAACCCGUCUGUGUUCUGACUGGCUGAUUCCACAGUGAAGGGGACAAGGUGAAGGUGGCUCAGGGUGUGUCCGGCUCCAUCCAGGACAAGGGCUCCAUCCAUAAGUUUAUCCCCUACCUGAUCGCUGGCAUCCAACAUGGCUGCCAGGACAUUGGUGCCAAGAGUCUCACUGUUCUACGGUGAGUUGUGUGUGUGUGUGUGUGUGUGUGUGUGUGAGCGAGAGAAAGGUGAGGGCAAGAGGGGACCAGUGUGUGUGUGAGUGAGCUCUGAUAGUAAUGUGUGUUUCCACAGCUCCAUGAUGUACUCUGGAGAGCUGAAGUUUGAGAAGAGGACCACGUCCGCUCAGGUGGAAGGAGGAGUCCAUGGGCUUCACUCGUAAGUUGGACUCACUCUCUCUCACACACACACACACACAGUGUGUGUAACAGUAGUAGAUAGUCAUGACUUUUCUGCAACUGAUAGUGUUGAAACUCUUUCUUAGACAUCAGUGUCUUUCUUUCUUUGUGUCUUUCACCAUAGAUAUUAUUUUGUUCCAUGUAAGUACAUGUACAUAGCACUGUGAAGUGAAGGGGUGUGGCCUAGGGGAGGGCCCCACAUCGCCAUUUGCAUGUAGCACAAUUGUCCACUUGUUUCUAAAUGAAUGGCAAAGUUUGAUCUUUUUGAUUAAAUUAUCCAGGUGGGAAAUGUAAAGCUUACCAUUUAGAUAAGUGCUUCCCAUCUUGAUGUUUGAAUCUGGCAACUUGCCUUUAAGGACGUCUAAUAUGGCGAUGUGACGUUCCCUUUCAGAUUAUUACCUUGUUAGUGGGAGGAGGGGUGCUCGCCAUUACGCAGUUCAUCUUUGAAUGGGGAUGGACUAUGGGAAGCUUUGUUAGUCUCCUCUCUCUGUCCACUAGACUCUUUCCCUCCUCUCCUUCCCCAGUUAUUCAUAGGGCAGAUAAGCCUGUAAUAAAUAUACUGGCAGAUGAUAGGGGAUUGAAUGGGAUUUGUCAAUCUUUGUUUUAUAAUUGAAUCAGUAUGACAUUGCUUAGACAGAUUGAUAGCUGACGUAGUAUGAAAGGGUCAUUGAUAAGUUCUAUCCAGUUGUUUUAGAGCAGGUAAUAGGAAUUGUUGAUUUGUCAUUGAUCACUGAUAGAUGGUAUCAUUAUUGUGUUUUUACGAUGCCCUUUCUCUGCAGUUACGAGAAACGACUUUACUGAUGGAGGGGCCAGAAAGAAGCGGACUAGGGCCGCCCCCGACGUCCCCACCCCCGUUGUGACCAAACAUAACCGCCACAUC
Molecule: messenger RNA, 19875 nt
Organism: Coregonus sp. 'balchen'
Lineage: Eukaryota; Metazoa; Chordata; Actinopteri; Salmoniformes; Salmonidae
Source: the annotation of a GenBank genome assembly